Messenger RNA from Engraulis encrasicolus (European anchovy), 1119 nucleotides. RefSeq lists its product as uncharacterized. Bases 168 to 803 code for a protein of 211 amino acids. The transcript has 7 exons. NCBI's taxonomy places the organism in Eukaryota, Metazoa, Chordata, Actinopteri, Clupeiformes, Engraulidae. The record is from RefSeq and is a predicted model, not a curated record.
GUUCGGCGCAAAUUCUGUUCUGUCUGUGCUGUGAUUCGUAGCCUAUACUUUGGUGAUCGAUUCCAUUUGUUAAAAUAUUGUUAUUAUUGUUUUGAGUUUGUUCACUUGAAGAAACGUUUCGGAUUGUGAUACGUGACAACUCUUCAGACCUGCACCCGCCUCUCAUCAUGGAGAAGAUUAACAGAUACCUGAAGAAUGUCUUUAUUGGCAUUAACGUCGUCUUGGCUGUUGCUGCUGGUGUGGCCGUGAUUCUGAUUGGCAAGUUUAAUGUGGGAUUUAAUUCGAAGGAAGACAUGGAUAUUCUCUUCACAGAGAAUCGCCUCUUCAAAGAGACUAUUUUGCUGUCGGAGGAUUUAAUGUUCGCCAGGGCUGUUAUCUGCAUAUGCUGUGCCGGGAUGCUGAUCGUGGCCUGUUUGGGGAUUUAUGGGGCCAAGAAGGAGGUUGAGUGGCCUUUUGCAGUGUUCAUCACAGCCUGUUCCAUCGGCAUGGUUACCUUUCUCAUGCAGGGCUUGCGGGUCAACAACCUAAAAUUUGUGAUCAUGAAGUACAUGUCUGAGAAGAGAUCAAAGUUCCUGACUCUGGAAGCGGCCAUACCACUCAGUUUUGCACUGGCGGCUCUGGAGCUUGUUCGGAUUAUCCUCGCUACUGUGAUGAUCCGUCAGCUCCAAAAGCGUCCGGCUGCCAUACCACCUGCUGCCUCUGGGGGCACUAAACCCUCCACUGACGCGGAACUCUGUCAGGUAUCGACCCCAGAGACUAGUGAGUUCAAUUCCAAGGAUACUCAGAAACUAGUGGAGAACUGAGUCUACAAUCAGUCUGCCUCAUCUACUUUCUUUUCCUGCAUUGCACUGUUACUGACUGUUAUCAGAAAUUGUUACAUUUCGCUACACUGUUUUGCAAUACUGUAGGUAGGCCUAUGUAACGCGUACACAACAGUAAGUAAGUCACUACAGUUAGUAAGAUCAAGUCUUUUAGCAAUCAAAAGUAGUCUGCUUGUCUUUUAGCUAUAAAAAAUAUAUACUGUAACUAUACUGUUUCUAUUAUAUUUCUAUUUUAUGGGGAUGGAGGUCUUUUGUUAUAGGCUACUGUCCAUAAUAUACCAGUAUUAUGGUUUGCAUC